GCCAGCAGCCGGCUGCUUCCGGGAGUGGUGUGGGGCUAUGGUAGGCAGCCAGCCUACCUGAGCCCUGCUGUGCUGCCAGCUGGGAGCCACCUGUGUUCCCUAGAGCUGAAAUCACUGAUAACCAGGUCUAGGUGAUACUCCUUAGACCUGCGGUGGGGUAGUGUCUUCAGUGAAAGAGACUGACCAGUUUGUACUAGCAGUGAGACUCCCUCCCUAAGUGCUGAAAUCGCUGAGAACUGCCUGUGUGAAGUUGCUGGGACCUCAAGGCAUCGCAGAAGUUGCAGUAGAGAGGCCAGUGGUGGAGUGAACAAUGACAAGGCAGCAGCAGAGUAGACAACGAUGCAGCGCACAGCAGUGGCAGGCAGCGAUGCAGAGUGAACGGUGCGGCAUCAGGAGCUGAGGCUUCCUGCUGGGUCUCCAGAUUCCUUGGACGCGGUGUGAGCAGCGGGUAGGAUGGGUUACCAGCAGCUCUACUGGAGCCACCCUAGGAAGUUCGGAAAGGGCUCCCGCUCGUGCCACGUGUGCUCAAACCGCCACGGCCCGAUCCGCAAGUAUGGGCUGAACACGUGCCGGCAGUGCUUCCGCCAGUACGCCAAGGACAUCAGCUUCGUCAAGUUGGACUAAACACUUCUCAAGAAGAUGAGAUGUCACAAGGAGACUACUGGACAUAAUUCUCUGCCUAAUUUGGAUAACUGGGCAUGCUAAAUUUACCAAGUCUUUGCCAUGCUAUUUUGUGUAUAAAAUAAAAUAACCGAACAGUUCAAAAAAAUAAAUAAAUAAAAAAGCUUCCA
Caretta caretta (loggerhead turtle) is the source of this 791-nucleotide messenger RNA. RefSeq names its product small ribosomal subunit protein uS14-like. Gene Ontology annotation, molecular function: zinc ion binding; structural constituent of ribosome. Gene Ontology annotation, biological process: cytoplasmic translation. Lineage: Eukaryota; Metazoa; Chordata; Testudines; Cheloniidae. The record is from RefSeq and is a predicted model, not a curated record. Gene Ontology annotation, cellular component: ribosome; cytosolic small ribosomal subunit.